Messenger RNA from Magnolia sinica, 3750 nucleotides. RefSeq names its product probable inactive protein kinase At3g63330. Gene Ontology annotation, biological process: intracellular signal transduction; protein phosphorylation; protein dephosphorylation. The record is from RefSeq and is a predicted model, not a curated record. The transcript has 20 exons. Gene Ontology annotation, molecular function: ATP binding; protein serine/threonine phosphatase activity; MAP kinase activity. Gene Ontology annotation, cellular component: cytoplasm; nucleus; cytosol. Lineage: Eukaryota; Viridiplantae; Streptophyta; Magnoliopsida; Magnoliales; Magnoliaceae. Bases 198 to 3506 code for a protein of 1102 amino acids.
CGGUAAAGAAAGGUGCUGUAUGUGAAAUCGCACGUGCAACCGCUGUAUGCGAUCAAUUUUCAGGUCGUAAAUAGGAAUUUCUGGUUUUGAGUGGAAAAUCGUUAGUUCUUCCCCAAACCUUCUGUUUUGAUUUCAUGUCGCCGUAUCUCCGUACGCGUCUCCUAAACUCAUAGAAAAGGAGGUACCAUCGCCAUACAAUGCCCGAGAAAUUCAUCUUCUUUUUAGGGUUUCUCUCAGCCAUAGUCUCACUUUCUUCCCAAGAAUCAUCAACAUGCCUAACAGUAUACAAGGAAGGUGGGGCCCCCGCCGUCUUCCAAUCCCCAAAAUGCCCUCGCUGGACUCUCUCUACUGACGGUCUGCGCCGUCGGGCAACGAAUUGCCAGUCGGCCGUGCUUCAGGGCAGAAGGAAUCAUCAGGAGGAUCGUACCCUCUGCGUUCUCGAUAUGCGGAUUCCAUUCCCCAGUAGAAUGGGUGUUAAGGAGGUCAGUGUCGGUAUUGUGGCAGUUUUUGAUGGUCAUAAUGGCGCUGAAGCUAGUGAGAUGGCAUCAAAACUUCUGUUCGAGUAUUUUCUCCUGCACAUAUAUUUUCUUCUUGAUGGGAUAUACUCUGUUGCAUUGAAGAAAUCAGCCGAUAGAUUGCCAUAUAGGGUACAACAAGAUGUGUUUUUUCAUGUGUUCAAUCAAUACAAGGAGAGUGGUCAACAUAAUCCGGAUCCUGAAAGGUUCAAGUUGACAUUGCCCAGGAUUUUUGAUGGGUCGUUUCACAUGGAAAUCUUAAAGGAAUCAUUGUUGAGAACAAUCCGUGAUAUUGAUGCAACGUUUUCUAAGGAAGCUUACAAAUAUAACCUUGAAUCAGGUUCUACAGCCACCAUUGUUCUGAUAGCUGAUGAUCAAAUUUUAGUUGCCAAUAUUGGAGAUUCAAAAGCUCUUUUGUGCUCAAAAUGUUUUCGCUCCCCUCAUGAACUUAAAGGUACUCUCUCAAAGUUGUAUGGACGGAAAAGACAUCAUGAUGCUAUAUUUCCUGCGAAAGAACAUGAGAAUAUCAAGUUAGUAGCCUCCAAAGGAUCGACAUACUUUUGUGCUAAGGAACUGACAAAAGAUCAUCACCCAGAUAGAGAUGAUGAACGAACUCGAGUGGAAGCUGCUGGUGGUUAUGUUAUAGAGUGGGGUGGUGUGCCUCGAGUCAAUGGUGAGCUGGCUAUAUCUCGAGCCAUUGGUGACGUGUCCUUUAAAAGUUAUGGUGUUAUAUCUGUACCAGAGGUGACGGAUUGGCAACCUCUAACUAGCAAUGAUAGCUAUCUGGUGGCUGCAACUGAUGGGGUCUUUGAGAAAAUGACCGUGCAGGAUAUCUGUGAUCUAAUAUGGGAUGUACACAUUCAAGACAGGGAAAAAUCAGAACCCUUUUGUACCAACACAAAAUUGUUGGCUGAUUGCAUUGUAAAUACUGCUUUUGAGAGAGGCAGCAUGGACAAUGUUGCUGCUGUUGUGGUUCCCUUGGCAUCUGAUGAUAUUUCCAGGACUCAAUUGAGGGAAAGUUGUGAUCUAGAUGGAAGUGUUGAUUCUUCAGCUCGUGGAAUGCAGAAGCUAAUUGAUAUGAAUUCAGGUUUCCUUUCUUGGCCAGUUUCUACUAAUGAUGCCAUCAGUUCUGGCCUUAUACCAAUGGAAUUUGUUCACAAGACUAUGGCAACUUUCAAGAGAUUAUUGGUUGAAGGGCCAAAGAAAAAAAUUGGUUGCUUUUAUUUAUCCGAGAAUCUUAAUGAAAACAUUGAUUAUGUUUUUCAUGCGCAAAGGGAUGAUAUGAAAAAUGACGUUUAUGAUCUACCACAAGCUUUACCUAAUGGCCUUGGGCACCAUCAUAGUGGAGGAUCUUUAGGUCUAUACAAUGAUAAAAAUUUGUGUUUGCACUUUGGGAUGGAUAUUGAAGGUGCCAAAGGCCAGUGCAUGAACCCCGACGGCUUUGCUAGUUUUCUUGGUUUGCUUGAAUCGAUCCCUUUCAACGAUACAGUUUUCAAUUCUUCAGCAUCAUUUGGAUACGACUCACCUGAUUCUAGGUAUAUACUAAAAAGAAGGUUUGAUCGUGGAUCGUAUGGUGAAGUUUAUUUGGCGUUUCACUGGAAUUGUUCUCAAGAGGGUGAUACCUUGAAUCGGAUGAACAAAACUAAAACUUGCUCUGUUAAUAGUCUACAUGUUGAUCCAUGUGAUACAAGUUCACAAGCUAAUUCAUCUAGUCAGCAUUGUUUUACUGAUUCCGACAGCGAGGAUUUAUUCAUUCUAAAGCGCAUUAUGGUGGAGAGAGGGAUAACUGUGUACUUAAGUGGUUUACGGGAGAAGCACUUUGGAGAACUUUUCUUAAAUGCUUCUCUAUCCUUUGGUGGUUUGAUAUCGGAAAGGUUAUCAAAAUCCUUCUCAAGUGAAGAUCAAUUUGACCCCUCUUGCCUAUUACAAAUGAACAAAUCUGUGUUAAAUGAGAAAGAAAAUAUAUUUUCAAGUAACUUCAAAAUGCUGACGAGUGAUCAUGAAGAAGGCUUGAUGCAUAUUGCUAGAUUUGUAGAAUCAUUUGAGUCUCAAUCAAAGGAGAUAUGGCUUGUUUUUCGAAAUGAAGGAUUGUCAUUGUCGAAGGUGAUGUAUUCAACGGGAGUAACAAAAACAGUCAUUGGUGGAGAGAAACAUGGCCAAACAAAAAGUGUUCAGGUACUGCAUCCAUCUACUUGGUGGCAUUGGUUAAAGACGACAGAUGGUGGAAAAAUGGAAAUGCGUAACCUUAUAUGGCAGUUGCUGAUGGCUCUCAAAUCAUGUCAUGAUCGCAACAUCAUCCACAGGGACAUUAAACCUGAGAAUAUGGUGAUAUGCUUUGAAGAUGGGGACAUGGGAAGAUGCUUAAGAGGAAGCCCUAGUGGAGAGAAACAAUACCACAUUAACAUGCGCAUAAUUGACUUUGGUAGUGCAAUUGAUGAGUUCACUGUCAAGCAUCUAUAUGGAUCUAAUGGACCCUCUAGAUCUGAGCAAACUUUUGAAUAUACACCUCCGGAAGCUCUUCUAAAUGCCAGUUGGUUCCAGGGACCAACAAGUGUAACUUUGAAAUAUGAUAUGUGGAGUGUGGGUGUUGUCAUGUUGGAGUUGAUCUUAGGAUCACCACAUGUUUUCCAAAUAAGUGCUCGAACCCGUGCUCUUCUGGAUCAACAUCUUGAGGGUUGGAGUGAAAGCACAAAGGACCUGGCCUAUAAAUUAAGAUCACUUAUGGAAAUGUGCAUUUUGAUCCCUGGAAGUUCUCCACAGCAUCAUAGUAGUGGGAUGAAGGACCAAGCUAAGGCUUGGCUGGCUUCCUGGAAAUGCUCUGAAGAGUUUUUUUCACAACUAGUAAAGAACCGAGAUCCUCUUAAAAUUGGGUUUCCAAAUGUGUGGGCUUUGCGGUUAGUUCGACAGCUGUUACAAUGGCAUCCUGAGGAUCGUUUAAGUGUUGAUGAAGCUCUUCGGCAUCCUUAUUUUCAACUACAUCCCCAAGCAUGAUACCAUUCAGGAAGAUCAAAUAUGCCAAGUUGCCAACCUAAAACUCUUUGCGAUUGUCAACAUGGUAUUACCUAUAUUCUUUCUCGUAACUUUCAGGGUUAUGUUGUACAGUAAUGGAAGGCAAGACUUGUUUCCCAAUGAAUAGUUGCAACUUUUAUUUAAUGAAUUAGAUUGUCUAGUUCCAACCUUGUACUUCGGACAUUCGAGUUUUUAAAAUCUUCUGAAGCAUCCUUUACAGCCAGGA